Molecule: messenger RNA, 1224 nt
Organism: Trypanosoma rangeli
Lineage: Eukaryota; Euglenozoa; Kinetoplastea; Trypanosomatida; Trypanosomatidae
Product: putative N-acyl-L-amino acid amidohydrolase
Exons: 1
Coding region: 1-1224 (407 amino acids)
Molecular function (GO): hydrolase activity
Source: RefSeq, a predicted model, not a curated record
AUGAAAGGUGCUUUCAAGCGAAUUGAGGAAUCCAUGUCCUUCCUUAACGCCUUAAUUUUGGCUGUACAGCCCGAAGUUGUGCAGUGGCGCCGUCACAUCCAUGAAAAUCCCUACCUGGCCUACGAGGAGCAGCCGACCGCAGACUACGUAGCGAGCAUCCUCACCACAAUGCCGGCGGCCCUUGAAAUAAGGCGGCUGACGCCGAACAGUGUGGUUGCAGAUCUCCGUGGCGGAGCAGGGGAGGGGCCCAUGUACGCGCUGCGUGCUGACAUGGACGCGCUUCCGUUGCAGGAGGAAAGUGGUGAACCGUUCAGCUCAAAGCGGCCUGGCGUGAUGCACGCUUGCGGCCACGAUGCACACACUGCAAUGCUUCUCGGAGCUGUCAAGGUCCUUUGCCAGGUGAAGGACAAGAUUUGCGGCACUGUACGGUUUAUCUUCCAGCACGCAGAGGAGGUGAUUCCGAGCGGUGCAAAGCAGCUUGUACAGCUUGGUGUACUUGAGGGUGUCAAGAUGAUCUUUGGCUUACAUGUUGACGCCGCAAGCCCAGCUGGCACAAUUUCGUGCAAGAGCGGUGUGAUGAUGAGUGCCUGCAAUGACUUUGACAUAGUGAUUAAAGGCGCUGGUGGGCACGCCUCCCAGCCCGAGCUCUGCACCGACCCCAUCGUGAUCGCUGCCGAGGUGGUCACGAGCCUGCAGACAGUUGUGUCGCGUCGCAUCGGGGCCCUAACCGCUCCUGUUCUCAGCGUGACGAUGUUUCAGGGCGGAACGGGCAGCUACAACGUGAUCCCCGACACCGCUCACCUGCGCGGCACGCUGCGCUGCCUGGAUCGCGAGGUUCAGGCGCGUGUGCCUGGCUUGAUGGAGGGGAUCGUUUCUGGGAUUGCGAAGGCGCACGGCGCCCAGUAUGAGAUGAGUUGGCUGGAGCCCAACAUCGUCACGUACAACGAUCCGGCGGCGUAUUUAAUUGCAAAGGAGGUUGUCUUGGAGUUUGUGGGAACGGACGCGUUCGUUGAGAAACAGAAACCUUUGUUUGCUGUUGAAGACUUUUCCGAGUAUGCUGCCAAAAUACCGGGGUGCUUUUGCCUUGUGGGCAUCCGUGACGAGGCAUUUGGCUCUAUUUACACGGAGCACAGCUCGAACUUCAAGGUGUACGAAAAGGCACUCAAGCAUGGUGUGCAAGUGCAUGUGGGUCUUAUUGCGAAGCUUAUGAUGCAUAAUAUUUAG